CGAGCGCUCGCGCGCACGCAGCAACGCAGAGAUACAUACACAGAGAUACACACACAGAGAUACAUACACACAGAGAUACAUACACAGAGAUACAUACACACAGAGAUGCAUACAUAGAGAUACAUACACACAGAGAUACACACACAGAGAUACAUACACACAGAGAUACAUACACAGAGAUACAUACACAGAGAUACAUACACAGAGAGAUACAUACACAGAGAUACAUACACAGAGAUAUAUAUACAGAGAUACAUACACAGAGAUACAUACACAGACAUACACACACAGAGAUACAUACACAGAGAUACACACACAGAGAUACACACACAGAGAUACAUACACAUAGAUACACACACAGAGAUACACACACACAUCGAGAUGCACACAUAGAGAUACACACACAGAUACAUACGCACACAUCGAGAUACAUACACACAUCGAGAUACAUACACACAUAGAGAUACACACACAGAGAUACAUACACAUACAUCGAGAUACACACACAGAGAUACACACACAGAGAUACAUACACAGAGAUACAUACACACAGAGAUACAUACACAGAGAUACAUACACACAGAGAUGCAUACAUAGAGAUACAUACACACAGAGAUACACACACAGAGAUACAUACACAGAGAUACAUACACAGAGAUACAUACACAGAGAUACAUACACAGAGAGAUACAUACACAGAGAUACAUACACAGAGAUAUAUACACAGAGAUACAUACACAGAGAUACAUACACAGAAAUACACACACAGAGAUACAUACACAGAGAUACACACACAGAGAUACACACACAGAGAUACAUACACAUAGAUACACACACAGAGAUACACACACACAUCGAGAUGCACACAGAGAUACACACACAGAUACAUACGCACACAUCGAGAUACAUACACACAUCGAGAUACAUACACACAUAGAGAUACACACACAGAGAUACAUACACAUACAUCGAGAUACACACACAGAGAUACACACACAGAGAUACAUACACAGAGAUACAUACACAGAGAUACAUACACAGAGAUACAUACACAGAGAUACACACACAGAGAUACAUACACAGAGAUACACACAGAGAUACAUACACAGAGAUACAUACACAGAGAUGCAUACACAGAGAUACACACACAGAGAUACAUACACAGAGAUACAUACACAGAGAUACACACACAGAGAUACAUACACAGAGAUACAUACACAAAGAUACUCACACACAUCGAGAUACACACACACAUAGAGAUACACAUAGAGAUACACACACAAAGAUACACACAUCGAGAUACAUACAUAGAGAUACACACACAGAUACAUGCGCACACAGAGAUACACACACACAUCGAGAUACACACAUAGAGAUACACACACAGAUACGCACACAGAUACACACACACAUCGAGAUACACACACAUAGAGAUACAUACGCAGAGAUACGUACAUACAGUGAGAUACAGACACUGAUGUACACCCACAGGGAUACAUACACAGCGAUUCAUACCGUGAGAUGCAUAUACGGAGAUACGUACACAGAGGUACAUACACCGAGGUGCAGAGAGAUACAUACACAGAUAUAAUCUCACUGAGAUACACAAUUAGAUACAUACACAUUGACACAUAAUCACGGACACACAGCGACACAUAUACGUACACAAAGACAUACAGAUACAUGUAAACACAGAUACACACAGAGAUACAUACACGGAUAUACACAGAUACAUACACAAAUAUGCAUACACAGAUUCAUAGCUACAUACACACGCUGCCACACACAGAUACACAGAGACACGCACUGAUACAUACACACACACACACAGAGAUACACACACACACAUAGACACAUACAGUGACACAUACACACAGCCACACACACACAUACAGUGACACAUACACACAGCCACACACACACACACACAUAGACACAUACAGUGACACAUACACACAGCCACACACAGAUACACAGAGACACGCAGAGCUGCACACAUAUAAAGAUGUACACAUGUACACACACUGAGAUACACACACACACAGCUAGAGAGCUACCUACAUAGACACAUACACAAAGACACGCACUGACACACACACACACACAUAGACACAUACAGUGACACAUACACACAGCCACACACACACACACAUAGACACAUACAGUGACACAUACACACAGGCACACACAGAUACACACAUAGACACAUACAGUGACACAUACACACAGCCACACACAGAUACACAGAUACACGCAAAGCUGCAUACACUUAGAGACGCAUAUAAAGAUGUACACAUGUACACACUGAGAUACACACACACACAGCUAGAGAGCUACCUACAUAGACACAUACACAAAGACACGCACUGACACACACACACACACACCGACAUACACCAGCAUAUACAGGAUAGUACUUACACAGGCACGCAUCAUAUGCAUCGAGACACAUGCACAAUACACCCAUGCAUGCGCACGUCAUAUACACGUAGAGUCAAGUGUACGUGCAACCGCAUAGAACAGAUCACGCGUACACGCACGCACAGUACAUGCACAUAACAGCACACGGCAUGUGUGCUCAGGGGCGCAGCGUGCAAGCGCGCUACAGACCGCACGGGCACACCGCGUGCGUAAUGCACACGCGGUGUUUCGCGUGUAGCGUGCGGUACGCGCACAGACACGCGUUGGAAUCGGCGCAUCUAGUUAACAUUGACACUCAAGUCAGUAGGUGAGCAUUGCAUGGGCUCUGGAUUAAACACGAACGGUGGGUUUGUGGGUAAUCACACACAGACCGUACACACACAAACACACCGUAGGUGAAUACAUGCAACAGAUAUUAGCAAUUGAAUUACCUGUACGCGUACGCUGCGUGCGCUUGCGUGUGCUGCGUGUGCGUGUGUGUGCGCGCAUGCUACGGAGUGGAAACGCAGAGUUGACUGGAACAAAGGAGGCGUAGAUGGUAACGGAUCAUCAUCAUCAUCAUCAAAGGCACACACACAGACACAGACGCGUCUAUUAAUGUAGACACCAAGAGAGAGAGAGAGACACACACGGAGUGAAGACAAACGCGUAAUAUUCGCAGCAGCACGCGUUAACGUAAACAAUGCGAUUGACAAAUAUUGACACGCACGCGCGCUACAGAAAGACACAGACGAGAAGGGAAAUAUUCGCGCACGUUACAGGGACGCUCCAGUAAGGUAGAGGGACACAGGCACGAGUAGGAACACUCGCAAAGACAAAUGGGGCAUGCAUCAUUCAGACAAUAGCAGAUACAAAGGGGUGGGGGAGAGGGGGGGAGACAGAGCGAGAGAUUGGUCAGAUACGCGCAGGACGAAGGGACAAUAAUACUUCAGCCAACAGACGCAUCAGCAGACACACACACACAGACACACACACACAGAUACACAGACACACGGGACACAUAGGUAGACUUGAAGACAUUACCAGACACACACACACGUGGACACACAUACACAGACACACGUGGACACACACGGACGUGGACACAAAAGCGCACACGUGGACAGACACACACGUGGACACACACACACGUGGACAGACACGCGCACGUGGAUACCCACACGCGCACGUUGACACACGCGCACAAACACACACGUGGACACAAACACACGCGCGCACGUGGACACACACACACGUGGACACACACACACGUGGACACACACGUGGACACACACACACACGUGAACACACACACACGUGUACACACACACACACGUGAACACACACACACACACGUGUACACACACACACGUGUACACACACACACACGUGUACACACACACACGUGUACACACACACACACACGCGUGUACACACACACGCACACACACGUGAACACACACACACACGCGUGUACACACACACGCACACAACAUGCGCGCACACUGCCUGCGGCCCGACACGAGACGAGGCAUUCCCGUGGCGUCCCCCUCCAAGUGACGGCUCCAAGUCGCCUCCACGCUGGCGGGCGCGCACGCCACCACGCAGAGGGCCGCUCUGCUCGUCUCGGAGCGUGAGUCGGGGAUGUCCGCCAGGGUCGUGGGCGAAUGGCUCAGGACUUUGAGCCUGGACGCCUACACGGACGCCUUCCUCGAGAACGGCUACGACGAUCUCGAGAUCUGUCGGCAGGUGGGCGAGGCGGACCUGGACGCGAUCGGAGUGUCCGAACCGGCGCAUCGCUCCAAGAUCAUCGCCGCCGUGUCUCGCCUGGCCGAGAGGACAGCGGGAGCGGCGCUCUACUUCGAUCUGGAGGAGGAAUUGAAGCCGGAGAGGGCGGCUCUCCUAACUCUCCACCACCACCAGCAUCAGCAGCAUCAUCAGCAGCUUCUACACCACCACCACAGCCAUAACAACCACUACCACCACCACCACCACCUUCAAAAUCAUCACCAGCAGCUGCACUAUGUGCACCACCACCACCACCAGCAGCAUCAGCAGCAUCAGCAGCAGCAGCAGCAUCAGCAUCUCAAUGUCCACUCAAGCCAGGGCGCGAGAUCAUCUUACUCGAAGCUGCGUCUCAAGGUGCUGCUGAGAGAGAAGCUCCUACGGGACGGCAUCACACUCGGAGCGCCGCCCUACUCCAGCGCGGGCGACCCCCGCGGGUGUCUGGAUGAGCUCGCGAGGAGCUACGCGGACUACUUCCACGUCCACUCCGCAGACGUCGCCCAGCGACUGGAGGAGCUGCGAGCUCGGAGCCUCGCUCGCGACUCGGAGCUCGAGGUGACAGCCGCCCCAAAGGUCACCCCAAAGGUCAACCCAAAGGUCAACCCAAAGGUCACCAGUAGAUCACCCUAA
Lethenteron reissneri (Far Eastern brook lamprey) is the source of this 4815-nucleotide messenger RNA. Its product is annotated as lateral signaling target protein 2 homolog. Gene Ontology annotation, molecular function: protein binding. Lineage: Eukaryota; Metazoa; Chordata; Hyperoartia; Petromyzontiformes; Petromyzontidae. The record is from RefSeq and is a predicted model, not a curated record.